ACAAGGGGGAGGGGGUUGUUCAGGGAUGCUGAGAGGCCUGAGGCCAAUGCUCAGAAGGUGGACAGACAGUAAGACCCCCAAGGCAUAACAUAAUAUUCCAAAAAGCAAAGGAGAGAUCUGCUGUUUAGGAUAAAUACAGUCGCCAACUGAUUAGCUGUGCUAUAAGGUGAGAUGUGAUCAAUGUUCAAAUGGGAGACUGGAACUUGCUAGGGAAACUACUUGAGAAAGCACAGGAACAUUCCACUGUUGUGGGCAAAGUCUGGUUAACAGUACUGUUCAUCUUCCGGAUCCUUGUCUUAGGAACAGCAGCAGAGAAAGUUUGGGGGGAUGAGCUGUCUGGCUUCACCUGCGAUACCAAACAACCUGGCUGUCAGAAUGUUUGUUACGACAGAACAUUUCCAAUUUCACACAUUCGCUUUUGGGUGCUUCAAAUUAUCUUUGUAUCAACCCCAACCCUCAUUUAUCUGGGACAUAUCUUGCACCUUGUGCGCUUAGAAGAAAAGCAGAAACAAAAGGAAAAAUUACGUCAAAGCAAAGGAGAUCCUCGGGGAGAUAAACAGUUGCUGCUGGAAUCGGCAAAACCAUCAAUCAAAGAUGACAUGGGCAAAGUGCGGCUGCGAGGCGCACUCCUGCGCACAUACGUAUUCAAUGUUCUCUUCAAGACAUUGUUUGAGGUAGGAUUUAUUGUGGCACAAUAUUUUCUCUAUGGAUUUCAGCUGCAGCCACUCUACACUUGUAGCCGCUGGCCAUGCCCUAACACCGUUAAUUGUUACAUCUCACGUCCCACAGAAAAGACAAUAUUUAUUUUGUUCAUGUUGGUUGUUGCAUGUUUGUCGCUGCUACUCAACCUGAUUGAGAUUUAUUAUUUGGGAUUUACCAAGUGCAGGCAAGGCCUUGCAGGCUCUCACUGUGAGUCGGGGCCUAAAUUACCAUCAAAGACUGGAAGCGUAACUCAUACCCACAUCAUACCACAUUAUCCCCACUACUCACCUUCAGAGAAAGGUUCAAGCUUUAGACCCUCUCUCCCAUUCCCCCUCUCCUCCAGUAAGAGCACCCCCUCUGCCUUAGAAAGCAGCCAGACUGCCACAAAACAAAAUCGAGAUAACCAAGCUGUGGAGCGCAAUUGUAUUCCGGAGCUGAACGUAGCAUCAGAGAGCGGAAGUGAUAUGGACAACACUGAGCAUCAGAGGAUACAAAGCAGACAAAGCAGGCAGAGUAGCACGCGGUCACGGCCUGGAGUGCUUGCAGUGUGACGGGGAGUAAGUGCCACAAACAAUCCAGAUCUCAGCAUGUGUCACUGAUUCAACUGGAUGCCAAAUUAAAGUAUCAAUAACUGUAAUGGCAUUUAAAUAUUUAUGAAAUUCCCUCAAAAUAAAAAAAAGUUUGGUUGAAAUGUGACACAGUCACAACCAUUGUUGUUCUAAAAUAUACAUUACAGUAUGUGUAUAUACAGUAAUUGGUGACAGGCAAAAGGGAAUACUACUAAACUGAUGUAGGAGGUAAGCAAACUACAAGUAAUCAGUCCAUUCAAGAACUGUAAAAAAUAC
Molecule: messenger RNA, 1547 nt
Organism: Pseudophryne corroboree (corroboree frog)
Lineage: Eukaryota; Metazoa; Chordata; Amphibia; Anura; Myobatrachidae
Product: gap junction alpha-3 protein-like
Exons: 2
Coding region: 189-1253 (354 amino acids)
Biological process (GO): cell-cell signaling
Cellular component (GO): connexin complex
Molecular function (GO): gap junction channel activity
Source: RefSeq, a predicted model, not a curated record